Hydatigera taeniaeformis is the source of this 2373-nucleotide messenger RNA. The record is from the annotation of a GenBank genome assembly. NCBI's taxonomy places the organism in Eukaryota, Metazoa, Platyhelminthes, Cestoda, Cyclophyllidea, Taeniidae.
AUGGAUGAAUUAAAUGCCGCGGCAGAGCCAAAUCCACCAGAUAAUAAAUGCCUCUUAGCACAAAAUAGGGGAGAGAAUCUCUCUUUGGGCUCAAAGCCGAUUUUGAAGGGAAGUACUGAGGAAAUCGACGUCCUCUCUUUAAGUAUGAAUAAUGCCAGUAUCAUGUACAAACCGGACAAUAUGCUUUUGAAACAGCAUUCUCCAUCCACAAAUUUGAAAUUGAGAGAAAGAGAUGGUGAUACAGAAUCGGAAGGGGAAAUGGAGAAUCAUUUAAAGUCAGAAGAGGUCUUGCUGCUUCGAAAGCAGUGCUCAGCAAAAGAAAGAGAAGUAGCGCAACUUCGAGAAACGUUGCGACGACAGGAGUCCCGUUGUGCUGAGACAGAAGCGGAGAUAAUGCGAUUGAGAAGUGCUUUAAUUACUUCGGAAAGGGCGUGCAGCCGCCAAUCUGCCUUGCUCUCGCGUAGUCUGGUCGACAGAGAAGUGAUCGCCUCCGAGGCCAGAGCUUGUGAGCAGGAGCUUUCAGAGGUCGAGGACAAAAUCCACCAUCUUACUGCUGAGAUCCUUACUAGAGAGUCACGUAUUAUCCAACUCGAAGGAUGUGCUGUACCUUUAGACGAGAUGACAGGACGUCGAGAGGUGGAAGAAAAAAUUAGUCAAAUGACUUUGGCUUUUAAAGAGGCAUUACGUGAACACGAAGAGCAGCUACGGGCUCGAUUUUACACUGAGAAUAAGGAAGCUGCCACAGAAAAAAUAAAAUGCCUCCAGCAAGAAAUUGAAAGCUUGAAGGCCUCACAUGCUGAAGCAGUGGAUAUCAUUACCAAACGGGCGGAAGCAAAUGCACAGACAGACGCUCAUACCAUUCGCCAACUACAAGAUAAAAUAGCACAACUACAAUCUCAAUUGGAUUCGCAAAGACAAGAAAUGGAUGAUUUAGAGGUCCGUAAUAACCGUUUCAAAGCUGAAGUUGAUCAUCUUGAGCGCUUUGGGAAAUCAAUGCAAAUAAGGGUCGAGGAGGCCGAGGUCAAAGUUGUCCGAGAGCGAACAAAAGCGGAACAGUUGGAGGCGGAAUUAACUGUCUGUCGUAGUGCACUAGCCUCCUCUGAACGGAAUCUGCAUGAACUUGCCUUAGAUCAUGAAGUAGCUCGAGAGAGGAUUAAUGUUUCUGAUAGACGUUUUGAAGCAAUGCAUGCGCAGAUAGUAGAACUUAACGCUUCCCUCCAGGUUUCCACUCAACAAAGUGUCUUGCUAGAGGCCAAAGUAAAGGAAAGUGAACAACGAAACGACAUGCUAGAAAGAAGGCUUGAUCAAGCCGAGAAGAAAGCGAAGCAAGCGUGCGACUGGAAGGAGCACUUGGAGGAGGAAAAUGUUGCUUUGAAAACCACCAAUCAGCGGCUGACAUCCACAGUUAGCGAGAUGCAGUCUAGUUGUACCACUUUGCGGUGCGAACGAGAGAAUUCCAACCUUGAAAUUGUGGAGUUGAAGAAUUUACUAAACAACUUCGAGGUGGAGAGAGAAGCUAAUGAAGCCACGCUGAGUGAGAACCUCCGAAUUGUUGGGAUCGCCCUUCCCAUCUGUCCAGAGCUUUGCAAUGGUGAAAGUGGAGAGCCACUAGAUCAUCCGCUGUCAAAGUACACAAAAAGGCAUAGGGUACUAGAUGUUAGCCGGGCAGUAGCCCAGCUCACCGCCAGAAUUGUCGCCGCAGAGGCAGAAAACACCCAAUUGCGCGAGCAGAUAGCAACUCAGGAUGCACAUUUAGUGGAUCAACGCACCCAGGCUACUAUACUCAACGACAAUCUCCUCCAGCUGGAAACCCAUCUCCGCAGUGCCAGAGAGGAUAACAAACGCCUCAGUCUCCAGCACGUCUCGUUGAGGCGACAAUUAGAGAGCCAGAAGUGCUCCACGGCCAGAUGUCGUGAAGAAAAACGUUUACUCCAAGAGAAGCUUAUAAGAUGUAACCAAAUUUUCAGACAUGUGGCUGACCUUAACUCCUGUUCAAAUCCCGGCAAGCUUUAUAGUGAGAAGGAGGCAAACUUGCUCUCGAGACUGGCAAAUUUCUUCGAGAAGCCCAAGGGUGUAUCAAAAGUUCGGGAUGAUGAAAACGAUGUUAAACGGUGUCCCACAGAGACUACUGAGACGAGUCUCAUGUACCAGGGCACAAAAUUAUCGAAGGUGGCCACGGCAGUAAUAGAGGAAUGUGUGGGCAAAGAGGGUCGUAUCCAUGCUGACACGUUUCGCACUCAUCUGCGUGAGGCAUUUGACAUUCCACAGAUCAAGAUGGAUAUUCAUCGCCCAAGCCACAAAGUGGGUAGUUGUGGAGUAAAGGAGGAGACGAUCUCGGCAUCGCGACCAAAUGGUGAUGGUGGAGACAUAUGA